Molecule: messenger RNA, 3297 nt
Organism: Chionomys nivalis (European snow vole)
Lineage: Eukaryota; Metazoa; Chordata; Mammalia; Rodentia; Cricetidae
Gene: Zic5
Product: Zic family member 5
Exons: 2
Coding region: 1189-3051 (620 amino acids)
Biological process (GO): regulation of transcription by RNA polymerase II; central nervous system development
Cellular component (GO): nucleus
Molecular function (GO): RNA polymerase II cis-regulatory region sequence-specific DNA binding; DNA-binding transcription factor activity, RNA polymerase II-specific
Source: RefSeq, a predicted model, not a curated record
GCAGCUUAUUCUAUUAAUAAAUAGGCAAGAUACUUGCUGAUUUUUAAAUAUUUUAUUUGGUCUAUGCCAACUUGUCCUUCUGGAGAAACUGAGUCACAUUCUGGGAAGGAAGGAGACAUUCUGCUUAAAGGAUGUCUCUUAUUUAAUGGCUUAGGAGAAACGUUAUUUGGCCUUCUCUGCCACUGUAUCUCUGGGAGGCAAAAGUUCGCCUCCCCGCUCCAUAUUCCCAUCUCCCCGCCCCUCAGGGAGAUAAAAUCGGAAGUAGCAGAUCUAGAACCCAUGAGCAGUGAGAUUACAUCCUGAGUCCAUUCCUUUGAACCACAUUGAAUGGAACCCAUGAGCUAAAAUAGCCUAAGCAAUACUGUACUUUUGGGGAACGAUUUAUUAUAUAUUAUUUUUACUUUGGAGUUUUCCCAAGUUCCAUCAAAUUGUUUUGCAACCAAUUACGUUUACUAGUCGUCCCUAUUUAUUCUGCCUCCGGUCUAUACCCCACGUGGAAGACGAGGUCCAUAUAAGAAGUUUCUGGCAUUGCUACAGAUACCAUGGCAGGAUGGUCACUCGGCCCAGAGAUCAGCCGGGGAUAAUUCAAGAGAGGAGGUAGAAAGUGUUCGGGUACUACCAUCCUCAGAUCCUUCCCCACCCCCACUCCAGUCGCUUUACCCCUGGUCGGGAGGUCCUCGGACCCCUCGCAAUUGGAUGCACUCAGGCCCGGAGCUAACAGAUGCUCUACGCCAUGCGCGUUGACCGAACGUUCUCAGGGGACCGAGUACGCAGGCCAAGCGCAAACUUUCUGCAAGUGGAACUUGGGCACCCGGGGGGAAACCUGCAUGCAGAGCUACUGGAGAGGAGGGGGCGCGAAGCGAAAGCGCAGGCGGUCUCGAGCACAGGGGCGGUUCCCCGCUGGGCCCAGAGCCUGAACCGGAGCCAAUCGCGCAGCCGAGACAGCUGCCAAUCACACGACUCCCUCCAAUCCCACCCGUGCCAUUUCCAAAAACUCGGUCCCACUGUGCAGCUCAAAUGUGGUGUUCACUCUGCCAAUCGCUGGAGGAUAGAAAGGGGACAAGAAUAAGCAGUUAGGAGGCCAGGACACAAGAAGUUAAAGAGCGCCUAAUAUAUACAUGUUUUUGAAGGCGGGCAGAGGGGAAAAAAGUGCCCCCAGCGAGGGUCUAUGGGUCUGAUUGUAUAGUUAUGAUGGAGCCCCCUUUGAGCAAGAGGAACCCGCAAGCGCUGAGAUUAGUGGAUUUGGCAACGGCUCAGGCCCAGCAGCUUCAGAAUAUGACAGGAUUCCCGGUGCUGGCCGGCCCGCCCGCCCACUCCCAACUUCGCGCCGUCGCCGCGCAUCUCCACCCGCGGGACCCAGACACUGACCCCGGCGCGGCCAGCACUGCGCUCGGACCCGAGCACAUGGCACAGGCCAGUGGGCACGGCCCCAGCCCUCCCGCUCAAGCGCUCCAGGGACAGCCCCAGGCUCCCGCGCCCGCCGCCCGCUCCGCGGCCUCAGGGGCGCACCCGGGCGCCCGAACCCACCCCGACGGCGGGGGCAGCGGUGGCGCGCAGGCCUCGGCGCCCCCGCCUCCAGCCCCUCCUCUUCCUCCCUCCCAGUCCCCCUCUCCCCCUCCCCCGCCUCCUCCUUCUGCCCUCUCGGGCUACGCCGCCACCAACAGUGGCGGCGGCGGCAGCAGCGGCAAAGGCCACAGCAGGGACGUCGUCCUCCGGAGGGACCUUUCCGCCACGGCCCCCGAGGCGGCCAUGCACGGGGCCCCGCUCGGAGGGGAGCAGCGGUCCGGCAGCAGCUCCCCCCAGCAUCCAACCCCGCCUCCCCACCCAGCCGGGAUGUUCAUCUCGGCCAGCGGCACCUACGCGGGCCGGGACGGUGGCGGCCCCGCGCUCUUUCCCGCGCUGCACGACUCUCCAGGGGCUCCUGGCGGCCACCCGCUCAACGGCCAGAUGCGUCUGGGGCUGGCGGCCGCUGCUGCGGCAGCGGCCGAGCUGUACGGCCGCGCGGAGCCACCCUUCGCUCCGCGCUCAGGGGACGCGCACUACGGGGCGGUGGCGGCCGCCGCGGCCGCUGCCUUGCACGGCUACGGUGCCGUGAACUUAAACCUGAACCUGGCUGCGGCCGCGGCAGCCGCGGCGGCCGCGGGGCCCGGGCCCCACCUGCAGCACCACGCGCCGCCCCCGGCGCCACCGCCAGCGCCCGCGCCGCACCCGCACCACCCCCACCUCCCGGGGGCGGCCGGGGCCUUCCUGCGCUACAUGCGGCAGCCAAUCAAGCGGGAGCUCAUCUGCAAGUGGCUGGACCCGGAGGAAUUGGCCGGGCCGCCGCCCGCGGUCAGCGGCGCCAAGCCCUGCUCCAAAACUUUCGGCACCAUGCACGAGCUGGUGAACCACGUCACUGUGGAGCACGUGGGCGGCCCGGAGCAGAGCAGCCACGUCUGCUUCUGGGAGGACUGUCCGCGCGAGGGCAAGCCCUUCAAGGCCAAGUACAAGCUCAUCAACCACAUCCGCGUUCACACCGGUGAAAAGCCCUUCCCCUGCCCAUUCCCGGGCUGCGGCAAGGUCUUCGCGCGCUCCGAGAACCUCAAGAUCCACAAGCGCACUCAUACAGGGGAAAAGCCUUUCAAAUGUGAAUUUGACGGCUGCGACAGGAAGUUUGCCAAUAGCAGUGAUCGAAAGAAGCACUCCCAUGUCCACACCAGCGACAAGCCGUACUACUGUAAGAUUCGAGGCUGUGAUAAAUCCUAUACCCACCCGAGCUCUCUGAGGAAGCACAUGAAGAUUCACUGCAAGUCCCCCCCACCUUCUCCAGGAGCCCUUGGUUACUCAUCAGUGGGGACUCCGGUGGGGGACACUUUGUCCCCUGUGCUGGACCCAACCAGGAGUCGAUCCAGCACUCUGUCCCCUCAGGUGACCAACCUCAAUGAGUGGUAUGUUUGCCAGGCCAGUGGGGCCCCCAGCCACCUCCACACACCUUCCAGCAACGGAACCACCUCUGAGUCUGAAGAUGAAGAAAUGUACGGGAAUCCUGAAGUCGUGCGGACGAUACAUUAGAAUGACUAUUAAUAAGUGAGAUAGUAAGUGGGAGUCCUUGGACCGUAUCCUAACCUGAGACAAUGCGGAGCCUGAGACAAGCUGGUGACUCAGACUUGCAACCGGGUCUAAUUAGCCCUAUUUAUUCAGUAUGAAACCCUAUGGUGUUUAUACAUUUAAUUAAUUUAAUUAAGAUAUUUGGGUUUUUUUUUUCCUCUUUCUCCUAAAAAAACAAAAAACAAACAAAUGAAAAAGAAAACAGAACUG